AUGUCUAAUACGUCAGCGCAAUGCACAUUAUUACGCCAGUCCGAAUCGAGCGAUAUAGAAGCGGUGCCAAUUGCUCGUGAAUAUCUUACCCUACUUUCACAGAACUAUGAAAAUGGUAGUUACGCAUUUUGUGGCGGAAGGAUUCAUGUUGCGCUUCUCACCAAGAUUAUUAGUAUUGGUGUAAUUCCAUUUUAUGCAUUGAUUCUAAUGUUUAUGAUACAUUUUGGUAACGCUACUGCAAUUAUGUUCGCCAUCAUAAUACUAGGUUCGGUUGCUGUUACGACCAUCUAUGGAGCUUUUCGAGGGAGCAAAUUGUGUCUGGUGCCUUUCAUCUUUUUGCAGGUGGUAUUUUUUAUUUACGACCUCGUUCUUCUCGGUCUUUUUGCAAUUGCGCUAUUUCGAUCUGAGAAGAGUGCAUCACUGGUAUACGCUAUUUAUGUAACAGAGUCAAUAUCACCUCAAAUAGUUUUACUCGUUACGUCAAUAGUUCUGCUAUGCGCUAUUCCACCAAUUUUAUGUGUAGCAUACGUGGUUUAUCUCGAUAUUCUUUUCAUAGCGGAACUUGAUCGUAGCUUGGAAUUUAUGCGUGAGCUCAAUGAAAACGCCUCUAAUGACGACGCAACACAGAAGUUUACCAAUUUCUAG
Necator americanus (New World hookworm) is the source of this 645-nucleotide messenger RNA. RefSeq lists its product as uncharacterized. The transcript has 6 exons. The coding region runs from base 1 to 645 and encodes 214 amino acids. The record is from RefSeq and is a predicted model, not a curated record. Lineage: Eukaryota; Metazoa; Nematoda; Chromadorea; Rhabditida; Ancylostomatidae.